Messenger RNA from Prunus dulcis (almond), 1338 nucleotides. RefSeq names its product pentatricopeptide repeat-containing protein At1g76280-like. The transcript is spliced from 4 exons. The record is from RefSeq and is a predicted model, not a curated record. Bases 224 to 931 code for a protein of 235 amino acids. Gene Ontology annotation, molecular function: protein binding. NCBI's taxonomy places the organism in Eukaryota, Viridiplantae, Streptophyta, Magnoliopsida, Rosales, Rosaceae.
AUUCUUUCCUUUUAUUUUCCUUCUUUUCCCGUCCCACUAGCCUCAUCUAUAACAUUCAAUUUUUGUUUUUCCAGUUGAAAGCGCUUGGAGCAGAGGGGAUGAUAAGAGAGCUGAUCCAGUAUUUGGACGUGGCAGAGAAUAUAUUUUGUCGUAAUAACAUUUAUCUGCAACACCUAUUUAUAAUACAGUGCUGCAUUCACUUGUUGAGGCUAAGGAAAAUCAAAUGGCAAUUAAGAUAUUUAAAAAUAUGAAGUCAUUUGGUUUCCCGGCAGAUGCUGCGACUUAUCAUAUAAUGAUUGAUUGUUGUAGCAUUCUAGGAUGUUACAGAUCUGCUUGCGCAUUGGUCUCCAUGAUGUUGCGAGAUGGCUUUUAUCCACUAACAGUGACUUACACCAUUCUCAUAAAGAUUCUGUUGGAAGAUGAUGACAUUGAGGAAGCAUUGAAUCUUUUGGAUCAAGCCAGUUCAGAACGCAAUGAACUUGAUACCUUGCUAUUUAAUACCAUUCUUGAAAAAGCCUGUGAAAAGGAAGUGAUUGAGGUAGUUGAAUUUGUCGUUGAGUGGAUGCACCAAGAAAAAGUCCAGCCGGAUCCAGCGACCUGCCAUUUUGUUUUCUCUGCAUAUGCCAACAGUGGUUUUCACAGCACUGCCAUGGAAGCACUGCAGGCUUUGAGCAUGCGCAUGAUAUGUGAAGAAGAUGGCAGCUUUCCAGAAAAGGCAGAAUUUGAGGAUGACUUCAUCUUUGCUGAAGACUUGGAAGCUGAAUCACGAAUAGUACAGCUUUUUAAAGAUUCUGAAGAGAAUCUUGCUGUUGCCCUUUUGAAUCUAAGAUGGUGCGCCGUGCUCGGCUUCCCAAUUUCAUGGUCACCUAAUCAAAGCCCAUGGGCCAGAAGACUGUCAUCUAACUACACUGCCAGGAAAGGAGCCACCUAAUCAUGAUAUAUAUAGGUGGCAUUAUGACUCCAGUGAGUUUCCCUUUAUUAUUAUUUUUGGUUGUGGUCGAACAAAGCGUAAGGCCUCCUCAGGAAGAAGGGGAGAGGGUGAGAGGCACAGAUGAGGUCUUGAUCUUUUACCGCUGAUUUUUUAGAUUUGUAUUAGGCUAGGAUAUUUGAGAAAAUUAGGGGAUGCCCUUUUAUCUUUUUUGGUUCAUUACGUUAUUUUGUAAGCUACUGCUUUGUAUAUUUAAAAGGUGAAAUCGUGCUGCAGUUCUCUAAACAAGAUCAACUGUGCCUAGGAGGAGGCGGCAGCAUGUUUUGUUGUUAAUUUAACAAAAAAAGCACAAAAAAGCAUUGAUAUUUUCUUUAUGCUUUUAUUCUUUAGCAAGUAUGCUUUGACCGCUA